AUUUCCGCUGGGUGUUGAGCUAAACCCUAUAUAAGGUCCUCACUAGCAAUUCUCAGUCUGAUAUCUUUUCAUGAGAAGCUAAUGGCUGAGAGACUGCGGAACCACAGAUUUCAAGACGCUUUCUCUCGGCCUUCUCCUUCUGAUUUCCUCUGGGACAAAAUGCAUGGGCUUUUCUUUGUCCUGGUGCUGUGCACAGCCGGCGCCUCUGCUUUCAGACUCCAUCAAGUCAAAAGCACAGAGAAGUGCCCAGAUCACACCGUGUUUUACAAACACUACUAUGAACUACAUGGAGAACCUGUGGUUCUGAAAUGCCCUUCCCCCAGAUACAAACAUCUGGAUUUUUCUGCCUUGACCCCUAAUAUCACAUGGUAUAAAAAUGGUUCAAACACCAUGAUAUCAGGAAGAGAUGAAGAUCCAAGAAUCUGGGCAAACGGAGAUGCACUCUGGUUGUUGCCAGCAAUGCUAGAAGACUCAGGAGUAUAUAUCUGCACCAGAAGGAACUCCUCCUACUGUGCCGAGGUCUCCAUCCACCUCACGGUCGUGGAGAAAACAGCUGCUCGGGAGAUUGCCUAUCCCCAGGUCCUCUUCACUUUCACCUCUGGAAAGAUUGUUUGCCCUGACCUGUGGGAUUUUACGCUAAAUAAGACAAGCUUGGAGCUCAAGUGGUACAAGGAUGCUCUGCCUUUGGAAGACAUGAAUGAAAAAUUCGUAAUUCUGAAAGGUUCGACUUCUCUGAUCAUGACUUCUGUGCUACCAACAGACGCUGGCUACUAUACCUGCAAGGUGUCAUUUCCGUAUGACGGCGUAAUGUAUGAAAUCACCAGAACAAUCCAACUGAAGACUGUUGAAAAAGAAAAGAUAAUUACCCCAAUAAUUGUGUAUCCAACGCAAAAGACAACAUCAGCUGCGCUUGGCUCCAAGAUGACUCUCCCGUGCAAAGUGUUUGUUGGCCUGCCCAGCCACAUCCAUACCGAUGUGGAAUGGCUGGCGAAUGACACCACCGUCAACGUCGUUUACAAGCAAAGCAGAGUUACAGAGGGGGAACGACAAGAAAUUGUAGAAAAUGGUGAAAACUUCAUUGAAGUGCCUCUGAUUUUUGAUUCUGUCGAAGAAGUGGAUUUUUACACAGACUUUACGUGUCUGGCCCACAACAGAUACGGAUACCAAGUACUGCCAACAAGGGUCAAGCAGGAAGCUGUUGGCUUGUCCUGGUACGUUGCAAUGAUUCCUGUCGCACUGGCCUGCGUGAUCCUGGGGGGGAUAUGCAUACACAAGUGCUGGAAGCAGAGAGACAACAAAGGAUACACAGCAGCAAAGGUUUAAAAUCUGCUGUAUUCUUCAGCUGCCAACAGAACAAAAAUCAUCCUGGCUAUCUUUCACGUGAGACACAGGGUGACAUUUCAGACCAAACUGCCUUCCCAGCGGAUUGAUAUACCAGCUGUUUUCCUCUUCUCCAAGUCUUCUACGAUCUGAUUGAGUUAUAAAUAUAAGUUUGCAUUUUUAUGCUGCCUAGAUGCAGGAGACCUGCUUCUGUUAUUUUGCAGCCAGGGUGCAAUCUUUAGCAUUUUGGAAUAUAGAGCACCAGGAACAUGCCCUGGAUAUGGGAAGGGUAGGGAGAGGGAGGUGCUCUUCCACUUUGUAAUUCCAAUUGUCUUAUU
Messenger RNA from Egretta garzetta (little egret), 1658 nucleotides. It is a transcript of the gene IL1R2, whose product is annotated as interleukin 1 receptor type 2. The transcript is spliced from 9 exons. Gene Ontology annotation, molecular function: interleukin-1, type II, blocking receptor activity; interleukin-1 binding. Lineage: Eukaryota; Metazoa; Chordata; Aves; Pelecaniformes; Ardeidae. The coding region runs from base 82 to 1323 and encodes 413 amino acids. The record is from RefSeq and is a predicted model, not a curated record.